AUGGCGAAGGCGGCGGCCAAACCUGCCGUCGGAGAUUUCCCCGUAAAAACGUCCUGCUCGCUGGGCCUGCUCUCUCAGGAAGGAGACCGUUGCAGUCGGCCAACCACGUGUGACCGAAAGGCCGUGAUGAAAAAUGCCAAUGUGUCACAGGAGAUGCAACGGGACUCGGUGGAGUGUGCUACUCAGGAACUAGAGAAAUAUACUACAGAGAAGGCCGUUGCUGCCCAUAUCAAGGAGUCUGACAAGAAGUACAGCCCUACCGGGCACUGCAUCGUGGGGAGGAACUUUGGUAGUUUUGUGACACAUGAAACCAAACACUUCAUCUGCUUCCACCUGAGCCAAGUGGCCAUUCUCCUGUUCAAAUCUGGUUAA
Molecule: messenger RNA, 372 nt
Organism: Physeter macrocephalus (sperm whale)
Lineage: Eukaryota; Metazoa; Chordata; Mammalia; Artiodactyla; Physeteridae
Product: dynein light chain 1, cytoplasmic-like
Exons: 2
Coding region: 1-372 (123 amino acids)
Biological process (GO): intraciliary retrograde transport; motile cilium assembly
Cellular component (GO): cytoplasmic dynein complex
Molecular function (GO): dynein intermediate chain binding
Source: RefSeq, a predicted model, not a curated record